Molecule: messenger RNA, 672 nt
Organism: Candidula unifasciata
Lineage: Eukaryota; Metazoa; Mollusca; Gastropoda; Stylommatophora; Geomitridae
Source: the annotation of a GenBank genome assembly
AUGUCUUUACGGAGAGAUUUCUUCAGCGAUAUCAUUGUUAUGUCUUUACUGGGAGAUUUCUUCAGAGAUAUCAUUGUUAUGUCUUUACGGAGAGAUUUCUUCAGAGAUAUCAUUGUUAUGUCUUUACUGGGAGAUUUCUUCAGAGAUAUCAUUGUUAUGUCUUUACGGAGAGAUUUCUUCAGCGAUAUCAUUGUUAUGUCUUUACUGGGAGAUUUCUUCAGAGAUAUCAUUGUUAUGUCUUUACUGGGAGAUUUCUUCAGAGAUAUCAUUGUUAUGUCUUUACGGAGAGAUUUCUUCAGCGAUAUCAUUGUUAUGUCUUUACUGGGAGAUUUCUUCAGCGAUAUCAUUGUUAUGUCUUUACGGAGAGAUUUCUUCAGCGAUAUCAUUGUUAUGUCUUUACGGAGAGAUUUCUUCAGCGAUAUCAUUGUUAUGUCUUUACGGAGAGAUUUCUUCAGAGAUAUCAUUGUUAUGUCUUUACGGAGAGAUUUCUUCAGAGAUAUCAUUGUUAUGUCUUUACGGAGAGAUUUCUUCAGAGAUAUCAUUGUUAUGUCUUUACGGAGAGAUUUCUUCAGAGAUAUCAUUUUUAUGUCUUUACGGAGAGAUUUCUUCAGAGAUAUCAUUGUUAUGUCUUUACGGAGAGAUUUCUUCAGAGAUAUCACUGUCAACAAAUAA